AUGCUGCCUUCGCUGUACGCCGCGCUCUCCUUGAGCAUCAUCUACCGCAUUACUAUUAAUCUGCCCGAUCUGUCCUAUCCUACAGAACUGCAGAAUGUUGGCUCAGAGAGUUUUCUACGAACGUCAGAUGAAAUUGCUAACGCAGUUAAUAGUUUACUAGUUGAUUUACCUGGUCAUUAUAAUGCCACCGUAUUCCAGUACAGGUACCAUAAGGACAUGGGAACGCUGGCCUAUCUUGACAUUUACUCAAAUGAGAUGCUGUCGAAGAAGGUGAAGCAGCGCCUGCGAAAGGCCAUCGACGACGGCUUCAUCGGNCUGGACAACCUGAAUACUUUCGGGUAUGCCAACUCAAACUGCCCGCCAACGGAAUUCCAGUGUUCCGAUGGGAGCUGCAUACCAGGAAGUCAUCGCUGUAAUGGCAACAACGACUGCCCAGACGGUUCCGAUGAACGUUCCGAUUUCGCCCACUGUGGUCAUAGCUCUAAGCCGGUGAUCUACCAAACCAAUCGGGUUGUCUAUGCACCAUCAGGUGGCGUUGCACUUCUGUCCGCCAUCAUCGAUCAGAUCCCGGAGGAUCACCAGGUACUGUGGUCCCGUGGAGGAAAGCUUAUCGCAGAAGGAUCCUUGACUACAGCAGAUGAUAGCAGAAUCAGUGCUUAUAGAGCAUCUUCCGAAUACUUUUUACGAAUUAAGAAUGUCUCAGCUACAGAUGAAGGCCGGUACAGGAUUACCGUCAGCGGAAUGGGCGCUGACGCUACUUUCGAGCUGAGGGUGUCGGCAGAUUCCGUCAAGAGUGCCAGUAAAAACUGUCCAUCUAAUGAGAGACUGUGCCGCUCGGGUCACUGCCUUCCAGUAUCUCAAUUCUGUGAUCGAAUCGUUCAAUGCCCAGAUGGAGACGAUGAGGAGCACUGUACCCCGGUCAUCUGUUCGUCAACGGAGUUUCGUUGUGAAUCCAGCAAUUCAUGCGUUCCAUCGGUAGUGAGAUGUGACGGAUGGAGGGAUUGUCACGAUGGAACCGACGAAAUGAACUGCACCACAGCCGGAGCAGCUUCCCAACAGCAAAAUCACCAUGUUCAUCAUGACAACCACCAUCACCGGAAAUUCUCUCGGUUGACGGUCACCUGUGCAGAUGGGUCCCCACCGGAAUACAGUCUGUGA
Molecule: messenger RNA, 1158 nt
Organism: Haemonchus placei
Lineage: Eukaryota; Metazoa; Nematoda; Chromadorea; Rhabditida; Trichostrongylidae
Source: the annotation of a GenBank genome assembly